AUGAACAUGCAGGACAGUGCAAAUAGCAGCGUCAAAGAUCGGACGCACGAGUCUAAAGUUGAUUUUUCUAUGGUCGAUGAAUCUGACCAUAAUGAAAAGAGAAAGUUGGCGCGCCAUUCUAUGAGGAUAUUCUUGAUGGGAUUGAAAUUUUUUGGAAUGUACUUUGAUAUCAGCCGUGAAGAAGAAGCUUUUAAUACAAUUUCCGAGAUCGGUGAUGGAACAGAGCAUAAAAAUGAUGAAAGUAGAGUAAACAUUUCAACGAUCGAGAUUCCAUGCAAUUGGAGGAAAGCAGACCUUUCAUUGAAGUUGGAAAGAAGUUUAAACAAACCUCAAAUUAAUUCAGCGCAAAAUGGAGUCAGACCAAAAAAAAAUUUUCGUAAAAUAUUUUACCCCACAGUAAUUUUAAUAAUGCAUUGGGUAAAUUGUUUGAGAUACUUGACAUUGUUCAACAGCAAAGAUCGUCUCAAUGCAAAUCUCUUUCUCAAAAUGGAUAUAUUCAUAUAUUCGCUUCUUACCGCAUGCUAUCAAUCUGCAUUUUAUUAUGCUUGCUACACUGGAAGAAUGGAAAGCAUAAUCACAGGACUUUCAAAAAUCAGAGGAGAUGAUUUUAAAUUCUUAUAUAAAGCGUCGACAUUUUUAGCGGUUUAUUCAAUGGUUUCUGUACUGGUGGCGUCAUGUUGUUUGAUAGCUUGUAUGUUUAUGUACGUUUGGGCUUUCCAAGUGGCAUCCACUCCACUUUAUUCUUGGAUUCAAUAUGAAAAUUCGAACUUGAAUAUUGCAUUCAAAAUACUUCUUUCAAUUUAUUUUACAUACGAGCCGGCAGUUGCAGUGUUUGCCGUCGCAUUCACAAUGUUAGUGUCGCUAACAUUGAGGAAGUGUUUUCAAGAUUUGGAGAAUGAUUUGAAAACAUCUCUCAAAACCAUUCAUGGUGGUAGCAUUAAAAUAAAACAUGAUAACAUUUUCUCCUGUUUCUUCCACAAAUUAAACUCGAUUGCUCCAUCGAAAGCAGCUUGGUUCAACAAUUCUCAAGAUGGAGAUAUCAAUACUUUGUCAAAAAAAUCAACAAAAUUGUACUGUAAAAGUAUAGAAAAAGUCAUCAGCGAUCACGAUGGAGCAUUUGCUAAAAACUCAAUUGAAUAUUUCCGCCAAAGAUAUCAAUCGACAACCAAGCUUGUCCGAAACGUUGAUAGCUUCAUCUGCGUCUGCAAUGGCAUCGGAAUAAUAGGAUUUUUGAUGGAAGCCAUCGUGAGCUUGUAUGUUCUUCUGCUACGUACAUGCGACUUCCAGAGUUACACGAUGUACGUGGUCUUCAUGGUCCUGUGGAGUGCCUUCAGCCUAUCAUAUUUGGCCUGCAUAGCGAUAGCCUGCGUUCUUUUGAGCAAUUAUGCGAACAAGGUGUUGGAAAAGUUGCACAAGAUUGAUUUGUUCGAGUGUUCGUCGGACAUGGUCAGCAGCCUGCUCGUCUUCCUCGUCAGGUCCGCCGCACAGGAUGGCAUGAGCUUCACCAUCCUCCGCAUGUUUGCCAUCGACAAAAAAACAAUUACCACCCCAUCAUUGAACUGUAUAGAGUUGACAUCAAAUUCUUCACAGAUAGCAAGUGUUUUCAUAACUUACUUCCUGGUGGUGUACCAGAUGAAUCCUGGAAAUGACGGCAAGGAGUGUUACGACCCCACGUCCAUCAACAACGUUCCUCUCGUCAACUUGACCAUACCAUCUCCAAAAACUUAA
This is a messenger RNA of Helobdella robusta, 1728 nucleotides long. RefSeq lists its product as hypothetical. The coding region runs from base 1 to 1728 and encodes 575 amino acids. Lineage: Eukaryota; Metazoa; Annelida; Clitellata; Rhynchobdellida; Glossiphoniidae. The transcript is spliced from 4 exons. The record is from RefSeq and is a predicted model, not a curated record.